AUGACCCCCAGCACGCUGACCGAGGGUACCGUCCUUGCGACGGGUGCGCUCGCCGCCUCCGAGAUCCGGCAGCAAGUCCGGGAGGUGCUGGAGGACAAGGCGUCGAUUACCUGCGUCGCCCCUCGGGAUUUUGUUCCGUUGCUGGCGCCGAAGAAGGCGCUACGAGUGUCUUCCGCCUCCGCGGGGCGGACCGCGACCCCGUCGGCGGCGAGCGGAGGUGUCGCCGGGGAGACCACGGACCCCGCUGUGGAGGUGGCUCCUGCGGCGGCAACUGGAGGGGUGGUGCCGCAGCCGGGCAAGGGGCAGGGUCCGACCCCUGUUCCGCCCUCUGCCUCUUUGGCCGACACUGCGGUGCAGAGCAUUGCCCCUGGGGGCCCUCCGACCGAGGUGGUGAUUGACCUCGACGACGAGGUGGAGGAGGAGCGUGCGACUCCGAUGGCGGUGGUGGAGACGGGGGCGGUUGCCCCAGCGAUCGUGAUGGGGACGGCGGUGGCAACGGAGGAGAGGGAGUUCGCCCCCGCGGCCACGACGGGGACAGCAGCAGCGGGGGAGGCAAGGACACCCAUCCCGCCGGUUGCGACGAAGGCCGCGGUGGUGGCGAAGGUGGGGACGUUCGCCCGGGGAGCCGCGGCAAAGGCAGCGGCAGCGGUCGAGGUGGAGGUGCCUACUCCGGGGGCCACAACGGGGGCGGGGACGCCUGCCUUGGUGGCCGUGACGAAGGACGCGGCGGCGACGGGCACGCCCGCUCCAGUAGCCGUGACGGCGGCAGCGGCGGCGGCGGACGGAUCGGAACACGCGUUGGCGUCGACGACGUCCGUGGCGACUUCAACAAGGAUGGCGGUGCGAGUGCCGGGACCGUCGGUGAGGCCGGCGGCAUCCGGGGUGACGGCGUCUGCCCCGACGGCGGCGUCGGGGAUGGCGGCACUGGUGGCGUCCGGAACAGCCUCUACCCUUGCCUCGGUCGGUCCUACUCCCAAGGCAUGGAGUGGGACUACCCUGCGCUGGAUGUCCCGCGAUGACCCACAUAGGCCCCUCUUCACACUAGAUGACGUCGAGGAGUGGGGCAAGGGGCAGGCAGUGCAAGGCGGACUUGUGAACGUCCACACUGCCCUGUCCUCGGCGAUGGGGGAGCUGGACGGCGUCGUCAUUCCCGAUGGCCAGCGGACCGGGGAGCUGACCGCGCAAGUUGCCGCCGCCCAGCAAGUCAUCAAUGACCUGCUAGGGCGCGAGCAGGCGGCGCGGGAGGACGCGCGGCGGGCGGAGGCCAAGUUCCAGGCCGUCAUCGAGAAGGCUCACCUCGACCGCGAGGAGUUCCAGGACGCUACUGACAAGGCCCGCCAUGAUGCUGGGGAGCUUGCACGGCUGAAGGGAGAGCAUGAAGCCCUUCAGAAGACCGUCGAGCGCAUCCGGCGCGAGCGGCAGAAGGCCUGGUAG
Molecule: messenger RNA, 1434 nt
Organism: Setaria italica (foxtail millet)
Lineage: Eukaryota; Viridiplantae; Streptophyta; Magnoliopsida; Poales; Poaceae
Product: skin secretory protein xP2-like
Exons: 3
Coding region: 1-1434 (477 amino acids)
Source: RefSeq, a predicted model, not a curated record